This is a messenger RNA of Capsicum annuum, 2188 nucleotides long. RefSeq names its product anthranilate synthase alpha subunit 2, chloroplastic. NCBI's taxonomy places the organism in Eukaryota, Viridiplantae, Streptophyta, Magnoliopsida, Solanales, Solanaceae. The record is from RefSeq and is a predicted model, not a curated record. The transcript is spliced from 5 exons. The coding region runs from base 649 to 1029 and encodes 126 amino acids.
ACCCCUUUCCAUGAACGUUGCUAGUGAGCCUCCUAAUAGGAAAAAACAAUUAUGCGCUAGUAACAUAUGACUUGUAUUAAGGAUACACACUUCCGAUCUCUCUUUGUGCAUUGAAACAUAUCUAGCCUGUCCAAUUACACUUUUAACUUGCUUUAUUGUCUCUGUAUUUGCAAUUGUUCUAUUGAAGAUUUUUCCAUUUUGUUCAAUCCAGAUUUGAUAGAUUAUUUCUAUUAUAUUUCUACCAUAUAGAAAGAUGAACCCUUGGAUGACCAACGGUAAAAUAGUAAAUUCAAACUAACAAAUAUCCUAUCUUAUUGACUCUAGAACCAUCAUCUUCGUCAUAUUCAUUCCAAACAAACGUCUUCUUGCAAAAUCUCACUCUUUCUUCUCAAAAAAGGAAUUGUUCAUCAUCUCCAGAAACUCCAGAAGGAUCUUCCAUCAUCUAUUCAUUACUUCUCAUUCAACUCUUUUCUUCGUAUUAGUUUUAACACUGGUUUCCUUUUUGUUUGAGGUCUACUGGUUUCCUUUUUGUUUCAGGUCUACCUAUUUUGACACAAACGCUUCAGUUAAAGCUUAAAGCAUCGGAAGAAUCGGUUAUUCGUAUUCGGAAUCAGUAUCUUGCUCUACACGCCAAAUUGAAAGAGAAAGAUGAAACAAAUGAGCGCAGUUUAUGUAGUGGAUGAUUCAGUGAAGUUCAAGGAGGCUGUCAAGCAUGGGAAUUUGAUUCCCCGCUACUGUGUGAUUGAGGCUCAACCGAUAAUGGAAAUUGUUGCAAAAGAGAACAUGGUGACAAUUGUGGAUCACUUUGAAGGAAGCAGAACUGAGGAAUUUUUGGAAGAUCCAAUGAUCAAUCCUCAUAAGAUUAUGGAAAAAUGGAAACCUCAAUGCAUAGAUGAGCUCCCUGAAGCAUUUUGUGAACAAAAACAUGCACUCUUGACAAAGAUUGCAUCGGUGAGGGAGGUAGUAAUAGGAGCCCUACUGAGAGCAGUUUUAAACAACUCGUUACAAGGACAGUUCCUCCUGAUCUAGGCUAGCCCAUUGCCUUGGUUCAUUGUCCUGACGAGUCUUUCUUCCAUGUGUCUCAGGUGAGUAAUUUUAUCCACUUUAUAAUAUGCCCAAGACGGGGGAAAUUAUAGUUUAUGUAUAUAAACUAAAGUUUAAUAAACACGAAUCCAUUUCAAAAUGUUGUGGUGAAAAGUUAGUAGUUUCUUCACUAUGAAUCCCUUUCCAAAUUCUGCACUGAAAACUUUCUGUUACAUUGUUGAGCUUGGGUGUCAUAGAAAAGCCAGAAUUCUUGAACGUGCGAUUGGAAUUAAAGUCAUUAAGCACGAUAAGUUGAAUUUGCUAUUUCAGUUUUGCGGUAAUGUAUUACUUCUUAUGUCUCAAUUUACUUGACACACGUUCCUUUUUUGCCAGUCCCAAAGAAUGACACAUUUCCUUAUUUAACAAAUGGUUGAUGACAUUAUCAAUAUUUUACCCAUAUUGGAUCCCACGUAUUUGGUAAAAGGUUCACAAAACUGUACCCUCAUGUUUAAAUUCAAUUCAUUAAUCUUAAGGGUAAUUUUGGAACACUGCGAAGUCUUCCCAUAUUUCUUGAACUCCGUGCUCAGUCAAACUACAUGACGACAUAAAUUGGGAUGGAGCAAUCAAACUACAUGGCAUAAAUUGGGACGGAGAGAGUAUGAAUUGUAGGUGCCAUUUCUAUAGUAAUUCCAGCUUCUCAUCAUAUUUCUUUAUGUAGCAGGAAUUAACAAAGCUAAAUCAAACAAUUGAGAAAUUUAUAUGGAUAUUACUUGCAUAUGUAUGAGUUGGUGCUAUUUAGAACAACUGAAGAAAUUGAAAAGCAAUUCGGUUGUAAAUCGUCAAGACUUAUCAUGGUGGGUGAUAGGUCGCUUACAGACAUAGUUUAUGGUAACAGAAAUGGUUUUCUUACUAUUUUGGCAGAGCCAUUAAGUUGUGCAGAGGAGCCAUUAAUUGUACAACGGAUUUGAUUUCCUGAAGACUGAUUUCUUUGAUGAUUGGUACAUAUUAAUUGAAUAAUGACUUACCCUAAAAUAUGCAAAUCAACAUUUUAAUAAAUGUGGUAUCCAGGUUAGCUUGCACACACCUCGACUAAUACACCUAUGUUGAACUAAAUUUCCAAUAGUGUUAACCUCUUGAGCUAUCAAUUUUAACUUUUUCAUGCAAA